Polistes canadensis is the source of this 1926-nucleotide messenger RNA. RefSeq names its product solute carrier family 52, riboflavin transporter, member 3-A-like. The transcript has 3 exons. The record is from RefSeq and is a predicted model, not a curated record. Gene Ontology annotation, molecular function: riboflavin transmembrane transporter activity. Bases 440 to 1729 code for a protein of 429 amino acids. Gene Ontology annotation, cellular component: plasma membrane. Gene Ontology annotation, biological process: riboflavin transport. Lineage: Eukaryota; Metazoa; Arthropoda; Insecta; Hymenoptera; Vespidae.
CGCAUCGUCGCAAGCGACAGUCGCGUUACGAGCAUCGUAUCGUCGAGUAAUCGGAAUUAAGGUUAGAUUCAUUUUUAUUAAAUUCCUCACCGCAAAAAAAAUUUGUUUGAUUUUUUUCGACGCAAUCUAUUAUGUUUAUAUCAAACAGCGAACAUUUCGUAACACGUAUCGUUAAAAAUUGAAAUAUUUAUCAGUGUUAAGUAAUAUAUUAUGCUUUAUUCACCAACGUCUUAUGGCCUAAUUACUCUCGUACACGUUCGACAAUAUUUUUCUUAAAACGUGUGUGAUUUGAUUUUAUAAAAAGACUAUCGAUAAUUUAAUCGAACAAUUUAUAUAUUAAUUGUUAAGAAUAUAAGACAAUAUUUAAGCGAUCGUUAUAUCGUAAGAAAUCAGAAGAAUUGCAUGUAUGGAAUUUAAGUGAACUUGCAAAGGUUACAAAAUGUUGACGAAAAAAUUAAGCAACAGAAGAAUAGUGGUCGAUAUUCUUGUUCUAUUAUUUGGUAUUGGUGCAUGGAUCGGUAUAAAUGGCAUUUAUGUGCAAUUACCACUUUUAAUAAAUACUGCACCGGAAGGAUGGAAUUUACCAGCAUAUAUGGUGAUGCUAGUACAAUUUGCUAAUUUAGGGCCAAUUUUAUACACAUUAUAUAUAAAGUAUACCGCAUGGGCAUAUGAUAAGAUAAUCAUAUAUGGAAUGUUAAUUGCAGCAGCAAUAUCUACUUUCGUUUUAGCAUUUGUCUACAGUCAAACGUCGGUAAUAUUGGGAACUAUGCAUUCGACUGCACUUUUAUCUCUAAUGUUUGUGACAGCUAUCGUUGGAUGUACAAGUUCAGUUCUUUUCAUGCCUUACAUGAGGAAUUAUCGUGAAAUUUAUUUAGUAUCCUAUCUUGUAGGAGAAGGCCUUAGCGGGUUUAUACCCAGUAUUGUUGCAUUGGUUCAGGGUGUCGGUGGAAAUCCUGAAUGUAGAAAUGUUACUAAAGAAGGAUCUACGGAUUUAAAGUUUGAAGCUUUUUAUCCAGAGCCCAGAUUCUCUACUCAAAUAUUUUUCAUGUUCGUAGGCGUAUUAUUAUUCUUAAGUUUUCUAUCUUUUCUCGGAUUAAAUAAAUUAAUGGUAGCUAUAGGCGAAAGGGUUAAACUUCCGUCGAGUAUGGAAACACUGCCAACGGAUACCAAAGCACCACCGAGUUACAAAACUAAUUCAGGCUGGACUAUGUCCAAACACACAUAUUAUUAUUUGUUAAGUAUGAUGGCACUUGUUUGUUUUCUCGGUCAUGGUACUCUUCCUAGCAUUCAGUCAUACUCUUGUUUACCUUACGGAAAUGUAGGGUAUCAUUUAACAGUAACGUUAGCUUCUAUGGCUGGUCCAUUAGCUAUGUGUUUAGGUUUCGUUAUCAAGUCUCCAAAAAUCAGUCUUCUUAACGGACUAAUGGGAUUGAUUAUCAUUCUCUCUUGUUUCGUCUUAUUUUUAGCUGUUAAAUCACCCAAUCCUCCUUUACAGCAUACGUGGAUGGGUGAACUAUUAGUUGUAGUUUCUUGGAUAUUAGUCAAUGGUUUAAUAGGAUUUAUUAAAAUGGGUAUCACCACUUUGUUCAGACCAGAUCCGGGUAGAGGUUUAUAUUAUACUGGCGUUGCUACACAAAUCGGUUCUUUAAUAGGUGCAAUAACGACGUUCGUUUUAGUCAAUCAUGCAAAAAUCUUUGUUUCGUAUUCGCCAUGUGAUGCCGUUCAUUGACUCUUGUUCUAAUAAUUAUUUUAAAGAAAUGAUAGCCAUAUUUUAAGUGAUGUUCCUACCAAUAGUACUUAAUCAAGUAUUAAAAAAGACAGUAUCUUUGAAAUUUUGGGAAAAAGAAAAAUGACAAUGAACGCUUGUCAAGUGCAGAUAAUUAGUUAAAUAAAUAGACAUUAUUCAGAAUCAUACAGCGACGGUUA